This is a messenger RNA of Ectocarpus sp. CCAP 1310/34, 1291 nucleotides long. The record is from the annotation of a GenBank genome assembly. NCBI's taxonomy places the organism in Eukaryota, Phaeophyceae, Ectocarpales, Ectocarpaceae.
GUCUGGAAAGAGACUGCUGCUGUCUCCGUCACACCACGCAUGACCUCAACGCUUGCCUGCUGCUCUCUUCGGUAGCGCCUCCAUGACCCUCAUCAGAUCAUGCCUGACCAGGCGAAUCAGAUUCGCAAUGAACCAGGCGCUUCGACCAACCGUGACACCAUCAACGAAAAUAUCAGCAUUAACACCAACAGCAGCAGCUCGUCCGAUAGUUGGACCGGUCGGGAGCUUGGGCGGUCUCGUGAGCAGACGCCACCUCCGCGUGACGCACACGCCCCCCCAGACGCCUCCGAUGCCGCCGAUGGACCUCAGGUACAACUACGCUGCCGGCGUUUUCAUCGUGGUCCUCUUCACGUGGGCGGCGCUUAGCCCGGAAGACGACGGUUUCAACACCCUGCUAGGCGGGAGUGGCAUGAACAAGGACGAGGACGAGGACGAGGACGACGACGACGACGAGCGCUACGACGGGACCGGCUACGAAGGCAGAGACAAAGCCCUUUCCGGUGGCGGCGGUGGUGGAGAUGACGCGUCUAGGGCGUCUAGGGCGUCAAGUAGUAGCGGUGAUCGGCCUGUCGUGAGGGAUUGAUGUUUUGCCCUGUAAUAACACGUUUCGAGUGGGGAUUAUUCCUCCUGGACUUUCUGUAUUAGUACGCCAGAGCAUAGCCAGGCCUUGCUCUGCAGUGGUCAGUGCAUGGGUUGUUCCAUGUGGAAGGAAUUGUUAAAACUGGGUGGUGGCACUACAGCUGGUGUUCUGUAGUGUUUUAUUUUGCGGUUCAGAUCGAGCGACAGAGCCCGAUAGAACGCACUUACGUACCUCGGGGCGGGGGCGUGAAAGCUGCGGCUUACGAAAAGUAGUUCGGUACACGUUCGACCUUGGUGACGACGGAGGCCGAACGAAAAGUGCACAAGGUUUAGGAGAGCAAGUAGCCCAUACCGCGCCACAUGUGGCCAUGUCCUCCUCACCAGGAUGACGUGGCCAUGUCCUAACGGCCUGGUUGCGAUGAACCAGAGGUUGUAUGGAGUUAGCAAAUACACCAGAGAGACCCAAGCCCGUCCCGCACGAGAGAAAUGACCGCGGGAUUCUCACAGCGGCGUUCUAGUCAAUUUCGAGAGCUCUCGCUAAAGCUUUUGAAUGCUAAAUCCUAUGCACAUGUCCCAUGCAGAGUCCUCGAAUACUCUGUCCGUGUUUGCGAUGCGCUGUGCGCAUGUGAAACUGCAGUCCAAUGCAGCUUGAAUCAUGAGAUAAAAUAUGGCCCCGAUGUAAGCAAAACAUGUAAGCACACGUCCAACAGCU